UUCCGACAGAUGGCGCUCAUUGCAAGAGAAGAAUGAAGAAAAUAAAAUGAUUCAAAAGUUUAUUAGCUAAACGCAGUUCUCGUUUUAUUGUCGAACUAUAGUGCUUACAAAGCUUGAGGUCAUGUGUCCUUUAUGGGGGUUUUAGGAACAGAUUUAGGAACACAGGGUUUUAGGAGCAGAGUUCAGCGGGGUGUGGUGUAAAUUAGUAGUUAGUAGGCGAUACUUGUGCAGCAGUGCAGUCAUUUCAUUGCAGUUUUCACUGGGUUGUGUUUUAGUAUAGAAGUCAGAUACUUGUCAAAAAAUGUCUUUGGAAAUAUACUUGGAUUUGUUUUCGCAGCCAUGUCGCUCUGUUUACAUCUUUGCCAAGAAAAACAACAUCCAGUUCGAUUACAAGAAGAUUUCGCUUUUUGAAGGUUAUCAAUAUAGUGAAGAGUAUGGGAAAAUCAACCUGCUAAGAAAAGCACCAGCAAUCAAAGAUGGAGACUUUUUCUUGGCUGAAAGUGUUGCGAUUAUGCUCUACCUGGCUGAGAAGUUCCACACUCCGGACCACUGGUACCCAGCUGACUUGCAGAAGCGUGCUAGAGUAAAUGAAUAUCUAUCAUGGCAACACUCUGCCAUACGUAUACAUGGAUCCAAGAUGCUCUGGUUCAAGCUCUUGAUUCCAAAAGCUUUAGGAGUUGAGAUUCCCAAGGAAAAGAUGGACAAUGCAGUAGAGGAUCUUAAUGCAUCACUGAACCUUUUUGAGGAGAAGUUUCUGCAAGACAGACCAUUCGUUGUUGGUGAUCAGAUCUCAUUGGCCGAUCUGGUUGCUAUUGUGGAAAUCAUGCAGCCUGUAGGUGCUGGUAUGGAUGUGUUUGAGAAUAGACCCAAGCUCAAGGCAUGGAAGGACAGAGUCAGAGCAGAAAUUGGGGCUGAGCUGUUUGAUGAGGCCCACCAGGCAAUCCUCUAUGCCCAGGAGGCAGUGAAAACCAUGGACCCCAAAAAGAUGGAACACUUUAAACCCAAAAUUUUGAGAUAUUUCCUCUCAUAAACAAACUGGUAGACAUUGUUGGUUAAAACAGACAUUUAUUCAUGAAAAAAAAAACUACUUUAUAAUUUUCUAAAUACACUUUCCAUUUUGUGUAAUCACUAAGAAUGAAAUCCGGUUAAAUUGAAUAUGACAUAUAGCCUUUGUCAUAUUUCAGUGAAUGAAUGCAAUAAUCAAUCUUUCUGUGUUAACUCGACCUCAUAAAAAGAAGCAAACUUUGAACGUUUCCAGCUGUGUUCGCUCUCAAAUUCUGAAUUGCUGCAUUCACUGUGACCUUAUCAUUUGAAAAACUAGGCAAUAACACAGACACUCAAUACAGCAUUGUUUCAGAAAAUCACUUAACACCCAUGGGAAGGAGCUGGGAGGAAUGUUUCCUCCCUCUGUGUUUAUGGAAUGUAAUCAGAUAUUAUAUGAUUUCCUGCAGAAUACUCCGCAUGAUAAGGAAUAGCAUUUUGUUAAUUUCUUGUAGAGAAAAGGGGUCCAUUCAGUCAGCAGCAUUUCCAUUAAAUCUCUCUAAUAUUGUCAAUAAAUGUAUUUUUUGUUAUCAGUC
Messenger RNA from Sinocyclocheilus rhinocerous, 1577 nucleotides. RefSeq names its product glutathione S-transferase theta 1b (gene gstt1b). NCBI's taxonomy places the organism in Eukaryota, Metazoa, Chordata, Actinopteri, Cypriniformes, Cyprinidae. The coding region runs from base 302 to 1030 and encodes 242 amino acids. The record is from RefSeq and is a predicted model, not a curated record. The transcript is spliced from 5 exons. Gene Ontology annotation, cellular component: cytoplasm. Gene Ontology annotation, biological process: glutathione metabolic process. Gene Ontology annotation, molecular function: glutathione transferase activity.